CGUCACAGUAUCCUUCACGAUGGCGAUGAAAUAUGGAAUAACUAAAGCUUUCCUUAUAUCCAAGUUAAUAACAUCUUUGUUGCUUCUCUACCCAAUCUGUGCCUUCCUUUACUGCAAAGAAAAGGAACCUACCCUGUGGGAGGAAAUCACAUACGCUUUGAGAAUCAGAGAGCGGGAAUUCAUAUGUCCCGAUUCCAAAAAUAUAGCCGUGGUGGUAUUGAUUUUGUUUGUUAUGGAGUUUAUUUGGAUGGUCCUCUCUUUCCUGGAGAUUACAGAAAAACCGGCAGAAAUCAAGAUAUUUCGAUGUGUUUCUACUCAGUAUGAACCCUCUACCAAUGAGACUGUCCUCUCUAAAUCAAGCACUGAAUGUGAAGUCGACAAAGACUGCAAUGAUAACCAGAGGAUUGACGAAGACGAUAUUAAUGGCGAUGGUGGGGCGGUGGAUGAAGAUGUGGAGAUGAGUGAUGAAGACGAUGUUGAAGAGGAGGAUUAUGACUUCAGUGAGGAACUGGAGACAGCUUUACACGAAUACAUCAGUGAUUUUUUGGAAGAUUGACUUUUAAAAGUUCUG
This is a messenger RNA of Saccostrea cuccullata (small rock oyster), 571 nucleotides long. RefSeq lists its product as uncharacterized. NCBI's taxonomy places the organism in Eukaryota, Metazoa, Mollusca, Bivalvia, Ostreida, Ostreidae. Bases 20 to 556 code for a protein of 178 amino acids. The transcript has 5 exons. The record is from RefSeq and is a predicted model, not a curated record.